Messenger RNA from Scleropages formosus (Asian bonytongue), 1781 nucleotides. It is a transcript of the gene cxcr1, whose product is annotated as chemokine (C-X-C motif) receptor 1. Gene Ontology annotation, cellular component: external side of plasma membrane; membrane. The record is from RefSeq and is a predicted model, not a curated record. Lineage: Eukaryota; Metazoa; Chordata; Actinopteri; Osteoglossiformes; Osteoglossidae. Gene Ontology annotation, molecular function: C-C chemokine binding; C-C chemokine receptor activity; C-X-C chemokine receptor activity. The transcript has 2 exons. Bases 33 to 1094 code for a protein of 353 amino acids. Gene Ontology annotation, biological process: calcium-mediated signaling; neutrophil chemotaxis; positive regulation of cytosolic calcium ion concentration.
GUGGAAAACACAAAUAACACGAUUAAGACACGAUGAACGGUGCAGUCACAUCUUUUGCUAUGACGUUCUCAGAUUUUAAUUAUGAAAGCAACAGUACUGAUAUAUAUGAUUAUGAAAACACAGCUGUAAGUGUUGUCUGUAAUUUAACAGCUAUAGCUCCUGGAACAAACAUAGCUGUGAGUUUAUUGUAUAUUGCCAUUUUUCUGCUGGCCAUCCCUGGCAACCUCAUUGUUGUGCUGGUAAUUGUCUUCACUGAGCAAGUUCUGUCUCUGUCUGACCUCUACUUGUUCCACCUGUCUGUGGCUGAUGGCCUCCUGGCCUUGACGCUGCCUUUGUGGGUGACGGAAAUAUCUCAGGGCUGGGUGUUCGGCAACACAAUCUGUAAGAUAGCCAACCUCAUCAUGGAGGUGAGCUUCUACAGCAGCAUCCUGUUCCUGGUUUGCAUCAGUGUAGAUCGCUACCAGGUCAUCGUACAUGCCAUGGAAUCCAGGAAGAAGCACAGACGUGAAUGGAGGUGGGCUGUGUGCGGUACAGUGUGGGUCAUCGGGAUCAUUUUCUCUGUCCCAGCACUCUACAGCUUUACCUUUGAGAUCAGUGAAUCGUACAAGAUUUGCAUGCCACCAAACGUGACAAAGCAUCGAGUGGUCACUCGAAUACUGCGCUAUGUAUUCGGCUUCCUGCUGCCACUGGUUGUCAUGCUGGUCUGCUACGGUCUGACGGUGAAACGGCUGCUGAGGACACGUGGCUUCCAGAAGCAAAAGGCCAUGCGAGUGAUUAUGGCUGUGGUGGCUGCCUUCCUGGUCUGCUGGACACCACACCAUCUGUGCUCAAUGGUGGAUUUUCUGGUGAGAGCCAAGUUAGUGCCUUCUGACUGUGACCUCCUGCACUCGCUGGACCUGGCGCAGCUAAUCACACACACCCUGGCCCUCAUGCAUACCUGCGUCAACCCCAUACUGUACGCUUUCAUCGGUUUGAAGUUCCGCAGUAACAUGCAGCAGCUGUUGUGCUGGAGGGAAAACGUGCUGCGCGGCUCCUUGUCACGAUUCAGCAGGUCCACAUCGCAGACCUCAGAAGCUGUCACCACCCUCCUGUGACUGUCUGUUGACGCCCACUCCCCUGUGGCAUGGGGGCCCGGUCCGCUCGGAAAGGUUGUACACGCGUUGGUGGAGUUACGUGUCGCUGUGACAGUUGAGAGAUUCUGUGCAUGUUGUGCAAAAAAUCCUUUUUAGUUUUGUUAUGUGGAUAAUGUGAACUACUGGAUUGCUGGGCAUCAAAAUUGCUCUAUAAAUUCUGGAUUUGUGCACUGUGUGAUACUAGCGUGCACAAGCCAUCCCAACUCACCAGGGAGAGGGGCUGAGAGAGCGAGACAGCGGUCUAUUGUGCAGCUCUGUUCCCAUUCAAAAAGCCCUGCUGUUGCUUCCCACCCCACAGAGCUGUCUGGGUUGCAGACCUUUACAUGCACAUUUACUCAUUUGACUGACACUUUUCUCCAAACGACAUUCAGCUCCGAGUAAACGAAAGUGCAUUUCACCAUCAGAGAGACAGAGUCACCGAUCUCACCUCAAGCUACAGUCACUCGGUCCAAUAUCACUGGUUUUGCCAGCACGCAUUACACAAGUUGCUACCUAUAGAAUCGAUGAGGAGUCGCUUGUCCCGGUUGUACUGAGCUUGAGAAUUCUUCAAACAAUAAACCAACUCUCGUCCCCCCGUUAAAUUCUAAAGUCGAGGACCAGCUGUGCUGUAGUGUACUAUUCUAUGAUAUGAUAUUUUAUACUGGACUA